CAGCACUGGGGAAACCAAUCUAUGCACCAAAAUGUCUAAGUCUGGAAACAAGAUCACUUUCUAUGAGGACAAGCACUUUCAAGGCCGCCACUAUGACUGUGACUGCGACUGUGCAGAUUUCCACAUGUACCUGAGUCGCUGCAACUCCAUUCGAGUGGAGGGAGGCACCUGGGCCGUGUACGAAAGGCCCAACUUCGCGGGCUACAUGUACAUCCUACCUCGGGGCGAGUACCCCGAGUACCAGCACUGGAUGGGCCUCAAUGACCGCCUCAGCUCCUGCCGAGCUGUUCAUCUGUCUAGUGGAGGCCAGUAUAAGAUUCAGAUCUUUGAGAAAGGAGAUUUUAAUGGCCAGAUGUACGAAACCACUGAAGAUUGCCCCUCUAUCAUGGAGCAGUUUCACAUGCGAGAGGUCCACUCCAGUAAGGUGCUGGACGGCGUCUGGAUUUUCUACGAGCUACCCAACUACCGUGGCAGGCAGUACCUUCUGGACAAGAAGGAGUACCGGAAGCCCAUUGAUUGGGGUGCAGCUUCCCCAGCUGUGCAGUCUUUCCGCCGCAUUGUGGAGUAAUGACGGGGAUGGGGCCACAGGCUUCUCCCUGGGGGCCACGUGCUGGCUAGCCUUGUCAUCCAAGUAGGCAUCAUAAAUAAAACAAUUGGCAUGCA
This is a messenger RNA of Callorhinus ursinus (northern fur seal), 663 nucleotides long. RefSeq names its product crystallin gamma S (gene CRYGS). Lineage: Eukaryota; Metazoa; Chordata; Mammalia; Carnivora; Otariidae. The record is from RefSeq and is a predicted model, not a curated record. Gene Ontology annotation, biological process: lens development in camera-type eye; visual perception. Gene Ontology annotation, molecular function: structural constituent of eye lens.